Molecule: messenger RNA, 4210 nt
Organism: Myripristis murdjan (pinecone soldierfish)
Lineage: Eukaryota; Metazoa; Chordata; Actinopteri; Holocentriformes; Holocentridae
Gene: slco3a1a
Product: solute carrier organic anion transporter family member 3A1a
Exons: 10
Coding region: 539-2656 (705 amino acids)
Biological process (GO): transmembrane transport; sodium-independent organic anion transport; prostaglandin transport
Cellular component (GO): basolateral plasma membrane
Molecular function (GO): protein binding
Source: RefSeq, a predicted model, not a curated record
GUCACAAGUAGUAGAGAGAGGUGGGAGCGCAGACAGCCGCUAGUGUGCGUCUACCAAAGGACCAUGACAGUUCAGUAGUUGCUCCGUGGCGAGAAGCCGCUCGGCGGAACAAACCAGAGGCUCAGAUCACCUGCAGCAAACCUGAGCCCGCGUCUAUGGAGCAAAAGGUCGGCUGGUGAAAAUAUGCGAUUUGAUAGAAAACUGCGCGCCCGUGGUUCACUUGUGCCUUUGCAAACACCGUCUGGGAGUUCACAUGUUCCUGCGCGUCGACGAGGAGGCAAUGUUUAGGUGCUGCUGCAGGCGACGAACAGCCCUGUGGAGUUUGGACGUGUGUUUUACAGCCAUAGAUUGUCAGAUGUAAGAGGACGGAAAGAGGAGAAACAAAGAGACAGUGCGACAGGGGCACCGAAUGUAGUCUUCAGGGAAAAAGGAAACACUGUACGUGCCAGUGUCUUCUAUGUUUAUCCCCCGCGCCAGCCGGUCAUCCUCUGUCUUUGGUUUCUCGCAGUGCUAUAAUAAAGUGGCCACUCGUUGAAGGAUGCAGGUGAAAAAACACAGGGACUCGGACAGGAGCGGCGGGGACAUUCUCCAGCGAGACGGCCUCCGCAAAAACUCAUCAUGCUUCUCAAAUAUCAAGAUAUUCUUGAUAUCGGAAUGCGCCCUCAUGUUGGCACAAGGCACUGUUGGAGCAUACCUGGUGAGUGUUCUGACCACCCUGGAGCGGCGGUUCAACCUCCAGAGCGCUGACGUCGGGGUGAUAGCCAGCAGCUUUGAGAUUGGAAACCUGGCUCUGAUCCUGUUUGUCAGCUACUUCGGGGCCAAAGCCCAUCGGCCUCGUCUGAUCGGCUGCGGAGGGAUCGUCAUGGCACUUGGCGCCCUUCUCUCAGCUCUGCCCGAGUUUCUCACGAAUCAGUAUGAGAUAGUAGAAAUGGGGAGGACUGACGUUGGUCGGGAUGUGUGCUCUAACAGCAGCAGCAGUUCUGCCCAGCAGAACGAGGACAAAUUCUGUGCCAACAAGGCCAACACCAACAUGAUGUACCUGCUGCUGAUUGGAGCUCAGGUCCUGCUGGGAAUAGGUGCCACCCCAGUGCAGCCCUUGGGUGUCUCCUAUAUUGACGAUCACGUGAAGAAGAAAGACUCCUCACUCUAUAUAGGGAUCCUGUUUUCUACUCUGGUGUUUGGGCCUGCUUGUGGCUUCAUCCUGGGAUCCCUCUGCACCAAGUUUUAUGUGGACGCUAUCUUCAUUGACACCAGUAGGCUGGGCAUCACCCCUGACGACCCCCGGUGGAUCGGGGCCUGGUGGGCAGGCUUCCUCCUGUGUGGUGCCUUACUCUUUUUCUCAGCACUCCUAAUGUUUGGCUUUCCUCAGUCCCUGCCAGUCCGGGAGGGGGAGGGUGGGGCAGACAGCGAGCAGGCCAUGCUUCCUCCCUCUGUAAAUACAGACUAUGAGACUCCCAAGCCCAGUAAUGGCGUGGUGCGCAACCAUGAGCCUGCCAACAGCCCCACCUGCUGUCAGCAACUCAGAGUGAUACCCAAGGUGACCAAGCACCUCCUCUCAAACCCAGUUUUCACUUGCAUCAUCCUGGCUGCCUGCAUGGAGAUCGGCGUGGUGGCCGGCUUUGCAGCCUUUCUGGGGAAGUACCUUGAGCAGCAGUUCAACCUCACCACCACCUCAGCAAAUCAGCUCUUAGGUAUGACAGCCAUUCCCUGUGCUUGCCUGGGGAUCUUCAUGGGCGGUCUGCUGGUGAAGAAGCUGAACCUGUCGGCCCUGGGAGCCAUACGCAUGGCCAUGCUGGUCAACCUGAUCUCCACUGCCUGCUACGUCUCCUUCCUGUUCCUGGGCUGUGACACAGGCCCUGUCGCUGGAGUCACCGUCAGAUAUGGCAACGAGACGCUGCGUGAGGGCCAGAAGCCAGAAGCUCAGUGCAUCAGCCACUGCAACUGUUUCACCUCGUCCAUCAGUCCCGUGUGCGGCGCCAACGGUGUCACCUACCUGUCCGCCUGCUUCGCCGGCUGCGUGAGACCUGUCGGCACAGAGGCAUCAUCGAGCGUCUCUCAGAAUCUGACAGGGUGCGGCUGCAUAUCCAGCGUGAGUAACUUCUCCACAGCGGCUCCAGGAAAAUGCCCGAGCCCUGGCUGCCGGGAAGCUUUCCUCAUCUUCCUGUGUGUGAUCUGUGCCUGCAGCUUGAUUGGCGCCAUGGCCCAGACGCCCUCUGUUAUAAUCUUAAUCAGGACUGUGAGCCCUGAGCUGAAGUCAUACGCCCUCGGAGUGCUGUUUCUCUUGCUCCGGCUCCUUGGAUUCAUCCCCCCUCCUCUGAUCUUUGGUGCUGGGAUCGACUCAACAUGCCUUUUCUGGAGCUCCGAGUGCGGCGACAAGGGUGCUUGCUUGCUGUACGACAAUGUAGCUUACAGGCAUCUGUACGUGAGCCUCGCCAUUAUUCUCAAGGGCAUCGCCUUCCUCCUGUACACCACCACCUGGUAUUGCUUACGCAGGAACUAUAAGAAGUACAUCAAAAGUCAUGAGGGCCACUUGACGCCGACUGAAUUUUACCCCUCGCUCACAGACAUGGACGGUCCCAAACUAGUCAACCGGACAAAGUUCAUAUAUAACCUGGAGGACCAUGAGUUUUGUGAAAAUAUGGAGUCAGUUUUAUAGUGUGUAAAGCAAAAGGAGGACAAUGUAGAAUAUUCAAAUUCUCUCAAAGGAUUAUCCUCUGAAUUUAUUCUUCUUUUACUGAAAGGAUAAAAAAAAAAUUGUUUUGAUAAUGAUAAUAUAUUUAACGACCCAUUCAGGUCACAGGAGACUGUCACUGCUCUUUGCUCCACAUCUUUUGUAACUUUUGCAAGGGUCCAGUUUAGUCGUUCACUUAUCAGCGAGGUGUUGUCCAGUGCCAGUAACUUCCUGUGUUGAUUUGGUGGUAGAAGACAACUACAGUACUGUCUGGCUCAGUCCUAAAAGUCCUAGUUGAGUAUUAGUGGGUGCACACGAUGCUACAACUAUAGUUGCCAUAUUGUUUUAGGUUUGUCAUGAUUCCAGUGAUCUGUGUGACAAUGACAGUUUCCUUUCAGUCAGUGCACUGUGUGUUCUGUCUUCUCUCAGAAAUGAGAUUGUUAUUAGGAGAAAAAAAAUGUUUGGGUGGUUCUUCAUUUAUUCAUAUUUAAAAGUUGCCAAGUUGUUUACAAACUAAUAGCUCAUUCUGUAAUGGUUUUUUAUUUUCAGUGAAGCAGAGAGGGUUUCUUAGGAGCUACAGAAGCAGAGCAGAAUCAGUAUGGGUUGUCGUAACGGCCUGUUAGAUGCUUUGUAUUGUCAAAAAAAAUCAAGUCUAACAAUAGUAAAUGAGGUGGUGUUUUUAUGUCAUCAUGCACUCUUCAAAUUUUUUUUGUUCUCUUGCUGGAUCUUAGGCACUGUUUUUGAUUCUGCUUAGACUAGACUGUGAAGUCUGUCUUUUCUAGGUGCAAACAUCGUGCAAUUCAUAUUUAAUACUUCUUUACUGUUAGUCUCGUGUCAGACUGCAGGUUUGUUUCUCAUUUUAGCAAUUUGUCGUAUUUUCAUGGUUGUUUGUUUGUUUUUUUUUCAUCUGCAGAGUUUAUUCGACCUAAUAUGUCUUAAUGAGGGAUUAUCCAAAUAAGAAUGUUAUUUAUAUUUUCUUUUGACUUUUGCACCUAGUGGAAGAGCAAAGAGAAAAAAAAAUCAAGAAGAAUAUUUGUAUGUGUUUUGACAUUCAAGUAAAACAGAUUAGGAGUAAUAUAUUUGUUUCAUUAGGCUCAGAAUGUUUUAUUAGAUUGUAUUUGAAAGGACAAUAUAAAAAUAUAUAAUCUAAUUGUAUGAAAAUGUGUGUGACCGAUAUCAGAGAAGAUUUGGGACAAUUCAUAGCAGUGAAAGUGGUAUGUUGCUUUAUUGGGGCAAAGAUAUAAUACGUGUCUUCAAACUCAGCCUGUAAUAUCUGAGAUAGUUUCAAAAAUGCCACAGGAGCAUAUGUGUAUGUGUGCACAUUGUCAGACCAGAUGAACAAUAUGAGGAGCACACUGAAUUUAUUCCUGGACAUAUAUUCGAUGAAGUUUAUAAUGCUACUUGGCACAUAGGACUUAUUAUGUUACUGAUCUCUCUGCAGUUACAGUUUUGGCAUUGUCCCUUUUCUUACACUUUUUGUAUUGCAACAUAUCAUUUAUUUUACUCUGGAAAUAAAUUAUUUUUCAGAAAAUAAACAAG